AUGCAUGUGCUUACCUUUGAUUUUUAUUGUGUUACAGGUACUGAAAUGGAACAUAUAUUUUGGAUCUUUUUUAUUUUUUGCCAGAUCUUUUCAGUGGGAGCUCAGUUCAAUGGAUACAACUGUGAUUCCAACUUCCAUAGUCGCUUCCCUGCUGAGCGGGAUAUCAGUGUGUACUGUGGGGUUCAAACUAUCACUCUUAAGGUCAACUUUUGUCCAGUACUUUUCUCUGGCUACACUGAUUCAGAUUUGGCUCUAAAUGGUCGUCAUGGAGAUGCACAUUGUCGAGGAUUUAUUAAUAACAACACAUUUCCUACUGUUGUGAUCUUUAGUAUUAGCUUGGCAACAUUGGAGUCAUGUGGAAAUGCCCUGGUGGUGUCCACAGCUCAGGGACCCAAUGCCUAUGGAAAUCUCUCUCUGGUGCAAAUUGGAAACAUAUCAGGUUAUAUUGAUACCCCAGAUCCACCUACUAUCAUCAGCUAUCUCCCAGGUUUACUCUACAAAUACAGUUGCAGUUAUCCUCUGGAGUACCUGGUCAACAACACACAGCUGGCCUCGUCAUCAGCUGCAAUCUCAGUGAAAGAAAGCAAUGGUACAUUCAUCAGCACGCUGAAUCUGCUGCUUUACAAUGACUCAUCAUACAUUCAGCAGCUGACCAUUCCUGUAGCAGGACUGACCCUGAAGACACGGGUGUUUGCAGCUGUCAAAGCCACUAACCUGGACAGGAGAUGGAACGUUCUAAUGGACUACUGUUACACUACACCCUCUGGGAACCCGAAUGAUGAGCUUCGCUAUGACCUUUUCUUUAGCUGUGAUAAGGACCCACAGACCACUGUCCUUGAGAAUGGGAAAAGCCAAAUGGGUCGCUUUGCCUUUGAAGUAUUCCGUUUUGUCAAGCACAAGAAUCAGAAGAUGUCCACUGUGUUUCUGCACUGUGUUACCAAGCUAUGUCGAGCAGAUGACUGUCCUAUGCUCAUGCCAAUCUGUGGCAGCAAGAAAAAGAGAGCUAUUUCAGAGGGGAAACAAUCAAGCAAGUCACCAGGAAAUGCUGUUCUGACUGCGGGGCCCAUCAUCACUCGAAGUGAUCAAACACCAAGUAAUAAUUCUCACCUGGCUCUUCUGAAUGCUCCAGAGUUUCACAUCAACACAGUGACCAGCAUACUCAUCUCAGGAGUGAUCAUUCUGAGUGUUAUAAGCAUUUGCUUCUUCCUCUUCUCCCUACUCCCAAAAGGCAGGAGUUCUCCUGUCACUACUGUGUCUGGUGUCCGAAACACGGCCUUCAAUUGAACUCUGGAACUCAGCUGAGUGUUGGCAAAUAAACCAACACUCAGCAA
Molecule: messenger RNA, 1331 nt
Organism: Xiphophorus maculatus (southern platyfish)
Lineage: Eukaryota; Metazoa; Chordata; Actinopteri; Cyprinodontiformes; Poeciliidae
Gene: zpld1a
Product: zona pellucida like domain containing 1
Exons: 10
Coding region: 1-1284 (427 amino acids)
Cellular component (GO): cell surface
Source: RefSeq, a predicted model, not a curated record